Messenger RNA from Linum trigynum, 1208 nucleotides. The record is from the annotation of a GenBank genome assembly. Lineage: Eukaryota; Viridiplantae; Streptophyta; Magnoliopsida; Malpighiales; Linaceae.
CAGUAAAAUUUACAGCUUCAUUCAUCCGCGGAGUCCACCUUCCAUUCGCCGUCGCCGUCACUCUCUUUCCCUCCGCCGGCGAAUUUUGUUUCUUCUCCUUCCUUUUCUAUAUAUCAACAGGUAAUUCUUCUUCAGGACUUCAAGUUUCUCCCAACUCUCCCUCUCCCUCUCCCUCUCCCCCCUCUCAUCUCUGUAUUCACUACUGAAAUUCCGCUCUGUAGAAAUGGCGGUCACGAUGAAGCUGAUGUCCCUGCUAGUCGCGGCGCUCGGCGCGCUUUCCUUCUUGUUCGGCGUCAUUGCCGAGAACAAGAAGCCGGCUGCCGGGAUUCCGAUCACAGGGAAGGGUGUGGUGAUCUGCAAGUACCCGGCGGAUGCGACGGUGGUUUUGGGAUUCCUGUCGGUCGCGUUUCUGAUUGCGUCGACGGUGGCUGGAUAUUUCUCCCUGUUUUACCCUUACAAGGGGAAGUCCGUCCCUCAAUCUGCCAUGUUCCGCAGCACCAGUUUUCUCAUCUUCUUCAACAUUGCCCUGUUCACUGGUGGUUUAGCUGCAGCAUUGCUGUUGUGGCCAACAAUCACGGAACAACUCCACCUGUCGCGCAACGUUCAUCACAACAUGGAGACUGCGUGCCCAACUGCUAAGACGGGUCUCCUGGGAGGUGGCGCAUUUGUCUCUCUUGAUUCGGCCCUCUUCUGGUUGGUUGCACUCAUGUUGGCUGCCAAUGUUCGAGAAGACUACUUCGAUGAAAUGGAAAGCAAGUUAGCCGUAGACGAUAGUGCAGCUGCUGAUUAUGUCGAACCAUCAGUGCUCAAGGGCUCUGCCUAGCGGCAGCCUUGGGGUAUCUGCUAGGGUUGAACUACUUUUAAGUUCGGAUAUACAUUCCAUAAGGCCUUCCAAAUUAUCAAUUCAUCGUCUUUGCGGGAGCAAGCGUAGAACAAUCUGGAGCUUGCUUAAUGUAAAUAUGGCUUGUGAUUGCUGGAAGAAGACUCUCAUUUACUCUAUUAAUUGGUAUGGUUGUUUGUGUAUAUUGUUAUAUAGAUCAUUUCUGGAUGGAACUAUGAGCUACGUAACUCAACCCAGCGCUUAUGGUUGCCAAAUGGUGUCCGUUCGAUGUUACCCAACCAUUCGGUUUUCAAUGGUUGACUCGGGACUCAGAAGGCAAAUUCCAGGUUGUAUCUACUCUAGUUUGCAAUGAAGAGUUUUGCCCAUU